Galendromus occidentalis (western predatory mite) is the source of this 2622-nucleotide messenger RNA. Its product is annotated as sodium- and chloride-dependent glycine transporter 2. The coding region runs from base 235 to 2124 and encodes 629 amino acids. The transcript has 10 exons. The record is from RefSeq and is a predicted model, not a curated record. NCBI's taxonomy places the organism in Eukaryota, Metazoa, Arthropoda, Arachnida, Mesostigmata, Phytoseiidae. Gene Ontology annotation, biological process: sodium ion transmembrane transport; nitrogen compound transport; amino acid import across plasma membrane. Gene Ontology annotation, cellular component: plasma membrane. Gene Ontology annotation, molecular function: amino acid:sodium symporter activity; glycine transmembrane transporter activity.
GUUAGUGAGCUCGAGAAAUCGACUUCAACACUGAUAGACGUGAUAUUGCGUGAGCCUGCCCGGAAUCGACUUCUCGGUUCCAUUUCACCAUCCUGACGGAUGCAUGUGGAUUGAUUGUGGAAAUAGGUGACGACACCAGAUGAUAGUGACUGAGAUUCGACCGGGAAAGCAUCUUCACCGAUAAAUUUCUGUGACGUGCUCGUUCCUCGUCCGAAGUGUGGGAGACAGCAUAAGAUGACAAGUGAAGAGGCUGCGUCGAAGGCGGACACUGAGAGCGUCACGGAGCAGCGAGAGCGAUAUGGUAGUCGAUUGGAGGGAAUUCUAUACUGCAUCGGUUUCGCCGUCGGACUCGGAGAUGUUUGGCGCUUCCCCUUCCUUGCUUACCAGAAUGGCGGAGGAGCGUUUUUCUUCGCGUAUAUCGUCCUGAUGUUCAUCAUGGCUAUACCGCUCUACACCAUGGAGCUCAUGAUCGGACAGUUCUGCAGCCGAGGACCGAUAGAAGUUUGGAAAUGCAUGCCAAUAGCGAAAGGAAUCGGCUUUGCCAUGGUUACAGUCUCGUUACUGGUAUCAAUCUACUACAAUGUUAUCCUGGCGUACACAUUGUAUUAUCUAGCUCAAUCCUUCCGGUGGGUCCUGCCUUGGGCAGUCUGUCGCGAUUGGUGGAACACGGACAAGGAUACAUGCUUUGUUCAUGAUAAAGAUUUGGUCCUGUGCAAAAGUGUUCCAUGGCUUCUGUACAGCAAGUACGCGAGCACCAAUUUGACAGGACAGACAGUGUCGAUAUCCCUGGAUGACUCAGGCAGUCCAUUCAAAGUGCCGCUGGUCGAGUACGCCACUCUGAUGCUUAACUGUAGCAAUGCGACGAUGUCGGCCGCCGAAAUGUUCUGGGAGCGGGAGGUUCUCGAGCUCUCAUCUGGAAUUUCAGAAAUAGGGGGUCUGAAAUGGGACUUGGUCGCCUGUCUCUUCGCGAGCUGGGUCAUCGUGUUCCUAUGUUUGAUCAGAGGCGUAUCUUCUUCUGGCAAGGUGGUGUACUUCACGGCGACGUUCCCAUACGUUGUCCUGACGAUCCUUCUCGUGAAAGGCGUUACUCUCGAUGGUGCAAGCAGGGGAUUGGAAUACUUCUUAGUUCCCGAUUUCGGCAAGCUCACGUCGCUGACCAUAUGGCGUCGAGCCGCUGAACAAUUAUUCUACUCCCUGGCGAUCGGCUGGGGUGGACUCAUCAUGAGCGGGAGCUACAACAGCUUCCGCACUGUCACUACGGUGGACUCGAUUAUUGUGAUAAUUGCUGAUCUUAUCACAUCCUUCCUCGGAGGCAUCGCUAUCUUCUCAGUCGUGGGCUACAUGUCGGUGACGUAUGGAGUUCCGAUCGAAGAAGUGGCCAAACAAGGUCAAGGACUUGCGUUCGUCGCGUAUCCGGAGGCUUUGACGACCUUCUGGUUCCCCCAAUUAUGGUCUGUGAUUUUCUUCGUCAUGCUGUAUCUACUCGGUAUUGAUUCAGAGUUCCCUCUAGUGCAGACAGCUCUGACAGUCCUAUCAGACGCUUUUCCUGUUUUGCGGCGCCACAGGGCUCUCACAGCCUUCUUGACGUGCGUGGUAUGCUUCCUGCUGGGGUUGACCUGCGUCACGAGGGGCGGACAAUACGUCCUGAACUUACUGGAUUAUUACUGUGCCGGUGUUUCACUCCUAGCCAUAGCGACCGCUGAGGUUGUCGCAAUUAUGUGGCUCUACGGUGUCAAACAAUUCUCGAAUGAUGUUGAGUUCAUGCUCGGAUCGAAACCCAAUAUUCUGUUCCGUUUGUCGUGGACGAUAUUCUCACCGGUCAUCUUGAUGGUUCUCAUCGGCUUCUAUUUCUUCGAAUGGACACCGAUCGUUUACAACAAUAAGGAGCCGUAUCCUGCAUGGGCAGACUAUCUGGGUCUGGCCUUGACCGCAUUCUCGAUCGUCCAGAUUCCGAUCGUCGCCCUGUUUGUGCUAUUCAGGAAGAAAAACAUAUCCGAAGCUUUCCAACCCCAUGAAACGUGGGGACCUGGGGAAAAACAGCUCCUGAAGGCAUACAAGAAAUUCAAGAACGACUUUGAAGACCUGGAGCUGCGCCAUCGAGAGGUUAAAGGGGAUGACCAGUGAAGGUUCGGAGAGGCAUCCGAUCCGCUCCUCGGAGCAUCUCAACGAAAACCAAAGGACUUCAGAGAUUAAGCCUUGUAAACUCCAGUUUUUAUAUAAUAUAUACAUAGGCCGCGGGCUAGUUUUCCGGAGACCAUUUCACCCUCACUCUGUUGCAAAUAGUGUGCUGUCUUCCGUACAGGACGUGAUUCGCCGCCGUGUUUAUGCGAUUCAGUCCUCCACAAUCAUCUACAUUUACAUAUAUCUCGCAUCCCCUCUGUACGAUCAGAAACGAGUUUUUUACCGGGGCGUGUUAAUCAGUUCGAUGCCUGGGUACUCUUAGCUGGCAAAUGGAGCUGGAUACCUAUUCCAUACGUGGCCAAAGAUUUUGGGGAUUUCGGCAGUCGUCCCUUGUCCUUGGAUCGACUCGCCCUCGAAUCUGUUCCCACACAGUCUGUACGUAUGUAUCACCGAAAACAAGCUUUUCGAUGAGUGAGUGCGAAGAAUAAAGUCGGAAAAGUG